This is a messenger RNA of Cryptomeria japonica (Japanese cedar), 3351 nucleotides long. RefSeq names its product DEAD-box ATP-dependent RNA helicase 41. Lineage: Eukaryota; Viridiplantae; Streptophyta; Pinopsida; Cupressales; Cupressaceae. The record is from RefSeq and is a predicted model, not a curated record. The coding region runs from base 1309 to 2952 and encodes 547 amino acids. Gene Ontology annotation, molecular function: RNA helicase activity; RNA binding; ATP binding. The transcript has 10 exons.
AUAAAUAGCGAAACCUUUCAGACCAAAACCACUUCGUAAACGAAAUUUUUCUGAAUGUGGUGUUUCUUUGCAUAAAUGAAAAAUGACGAUGAGAUCUAAUUACACUACCACAUAAUAAAAACUAGCAAACCUACCCUGUAUUCAUGAAUAUCCAGAAAGAAAAGCUUUGGCGCUAAAGGUCAGUGGUUACAAGCAAUACCCUGAGAAUACGUCCGAGGGCUCUCGGAUCCAUAAUACAUCAAUCUAUUUCUUAAGGAGCCUUUGCCGUAUGGUAUGGGAUGAACACAUUCAGCAGCUGAUGUCAACUUGAGUGUCAGCCAUCCGGAAAAGGAAUCGGAAAAAAAGCCGGCUUAUAGUUCACUUGUCGGAAAGUUGUGCCUUGCUUGGCAAUGACAUUUAUUUGACCGGACACACAUUUAUAAUUGCCAGUUGGAAUGAUAUUUCACAGGUUGCAAAUUCGAAGGCACAACGAGAUGUAUGUAGUACUCCUCCUUAUUUGUCAGCGAAGUUAAUUCAUUUGAGUUGAACAUUGAUGGUUGUGCACAUGGUAAACAUCUUGACUUGCCUUGAACAUUGAUAACCCUGCAAAGAAGGUUUUCAAAGGCUUUUCGCUAUCUACAUUUGGGUUUCGUUGGUUGGUCUGCUAUAUUUUCUAUCUACAGUUUAAUUUAAUCUCUAUGAGAGGCCUGCACAUUGUUCGUGAGGUACCGACCCUGUAAGUAGGCAUUAUUCAGCACUGCGGAAAUAUAGGUUGUUUUGUUCAUGUAUAUACUGUAAACUGCAUUUUAGGGCUUUUAUUUGUUUGUUACUGGCAUUUAUGGGUUCGUUUGCUUGGGAUAGAAAGUUUGUUUUGUUAUUGCAGUUGUUCCCAUCUUCUUUUGCUAAGUCUCUCUAAACAAGAUCAUUUGGGAAAUGCAAAAGGAAAAGAUCAUUCUGGAAAUGAGGAAGAAAAAAUUCAUUUAGGGCUUUAGAAGAAGAAAAUUAGUAACAAUGGCUUGAAAAUGCUGCGAAAAGAGCAUUUGCAUUUGCUGCAGGGUUUGUGAAGAAAUUGUUCCUGCUAGGGUUUACAAAGUGCCUUGUCCAUGCUUCUAUGCGUGGUUCAGUGUACAUGAGUGACAGAUAAUCCAGCGAAGCGGCACAGGCUAACAACAUCGUCUGGAGAUCUGGAUAAUCCAGCGAAGCGGCACAGGCUGAGAACAUCGUCUGGAGAUCUGGGUGGAUGUCACAAGUUCUGCUCAUCUCAUACAACAGAUUCCUGAGAUUGAUGCUCAACACCCUCUCCAAGACCAAAAUCAACUGAUUGCUGUCAUGGAUGAAGAGAACAGACAUGCUGAAACAUUUUCUGAGCGAGACGAGGAAGAAGAUCCAGGAAGUCCAGUAAAGGCACGUUGUUGGGAACAGAGAGAAGCAGAGCCAGGGGAGCCUCGCUGUGUAAUUUGUGGUAGGUAUGGGCAAUACAUUUGUGAUGAAACUGAUGAUGAUGUUUGCAGCUUGGAAUGCAAAAAUUCUGUUCUUCAGAAGCACCAAUCAGAAUGUAAGAAACCAGGACCAAUUGUUCAUGCCAUCAAGGUUCCAGUUGAGGAUGAGUGCACUUAUGUUAGGGACGGACAGUCUAGCCUUCCUUGGUGGGAGCCAGAAGAAAUAAUUAAAACAAUGAACAAUGACCAGGUUGAAUCUUUGAGGAGAGAGAUAGAGGUUCAUGUGGAAGGAGAGGAUAUACCGCCUCCUAUUCUAGAUUUUGCGAACUGUAAAUUUGAUCCAAAGCUUAAUGAGAAUCUUGAAGUUGCUGGAUAUGACAUUCCUACUCCUGUACAAAUGCAGACCUUACCAGCUGCUUUGAAGGGUAGAAAUAUUUUGGUCUCAGCAGACACUGGUUCUGGCAAAACUGCUUCGUUCUUAAUUCCUAUUGUCACACGGUGUGUAAUGAUUCGCAUCCACAAGCUCUCUGAGCAAACAAAACCAUUGGCUAUUGUCUUGGCUCCCACCAGGGAACUUUGUGCACAGAUAGAAGAGCAGGCCAAAGCACUGGGGAAAGGUUUGCCUUUCAAGACAGCCCUCAUUGUAGGAGGGGAUGCCAUGCCUCGACAGAUUUAUCGAAUUAAACAAGGAAUUGAGUUGAUUAUUGCCACACCAGGAAGACUAGUGGAUCUUCUUUCAAAGAUUGACUUUGACUUGGGUGAUGUUUGUAUGCUUGUUCUGGAUGAGGUUGAUUGCAUGCUUCAGCAAGGAUUCCGUGAGCAAGUCAUGCAGAUCAUUCAGGCUUUGUCUCAACCUCAAAUAAUGAUGUUCUCAGCAACCAUUCCACGUGACAUAGAAAAACUUUCAUCAACAAUAUUAAAAAAUCCUCUUCUUAUAUCUGCAGGCAAACCAAGCAUUCCUAAUGCAGCAGUCAAACAGACAGUGAUCUGGGUUGAAACUAAGAAUAAAAAGCAGAAACUAUUUGACAUCUUGUCAAGCAAUCACCACUUUCAGCCACCUGCUGUAGUGUUUGUGAAUUCCAGAAUAGGUGCCGAUCUCCUGUCUGAUGCUAUAAAACACACGACUGGAUUGAAAGUAGCAUCUAUACACGGGGAAAAAACAAUGCUGGAAAGAAGGCAAAUAUUAAAAUCUUUUCUCACAGGAGAGCUUUUGGUUGUUGUGGCCACUGGAGUGCUUGGAAGAGGGGUGGAUCUUUUAAAAGUAAGUCAAGUUAUUGUUUUUGAUAUGCCAAAUUCAUUGCAGGAGUAUAUUCAUCAGGUUGGAAGAGCAUCAAGGCUUGGAACCCCAGGAUCAGCGAUUGUUUUUAUUAAUAACGAGGACAAGGCUAUUUUCAAGGAUUUCAUUGCACUUCUAAAGGCAGCUAAAGCACCCAUUCCUCGGGAACUUGCUAGUUCUCCUUAUUCACACUCAUCAUAUGCCUUAGUGUAUAAACAGCAGAAUCAAAGGAAGAGGAAGCAUCGGCCUCGAGGAUGACCAUGUCAUAUUCAAAGUUCUUUACAAAUGAAAGCUGAUUUUUGACCAGGAUUAAGCAGCAUCAGUUUUAAACGGCGCUUUCUGCAGAUUUUGUUGUCUAUGAGUCCAUGACACCCAUGUAGGUUUGCUCUCUUUGGAGGCUACAAUGAAUCAAAUUUAUCUAUUGUCCAUCUUUGAGUUUUAGGUUUGAACCAAAAUAAGAGAUUACUCUUUUCCAACCCAGCAAAGGAAGAGCAGGCACUUCUGUUAUCAUGUAUAAAAUGAAUUUGUGAGAAGGUUGAUGGUUGUCAAAGAUAAAACCUGUAGGAUUUUUAUGCUACCCAACACUGGGGAAAUAUUUUGCGAAGCAAACAUUAAAACUAGUGUAAUUUUAAAUAAAUGCAUUUUAUCUGUUAAUAA